UAACGACCCGGAAGAAGUUAGUGCAAAAUGUGAUAUCGGGAGACCGAGGUCAGAAAUUCUCUCUCACAACCAUCUUGGAUAUAGAAUCCUAACUCGACACAAGCAUGCCUGGUGAAGCCACAGAGACGGUCCCGGUCACUGAGCAGGAGAUGCAGCAGCCACAAGUUGAGACUGCCGCACCCUCUGCCCCUGCAAGUGUGGCUACCUCCCAGGAACCCCAGGCUGCUUCUGGCCCUGCCAAGCCCAAAGGCAAAGAGUCCAAGGGUGGCUCGACCCCAAAGGCUGUCCCUGGCAGAAGAAAAAAGACCUCGAUAUCUGCCUCCUCCUCUUCUCCUACCUCCCCAAAGCAAACCUCAACACCCCGUUCCCCCUUAGCUACCUCACCUGGGGCAUCUGGAUUUCCCAGCCAGGGCAACCGUGCCGUUGCAAAGGUUGUAAAGGCUGGCAAACAAGGAAAGGCUAAGAAAGGAGAGGCUUUCAAGCCUUCUGUUGACCUGCCAGCCCCAGCCAAGGCUCCUGCCCCCACAGAGGCCAAACCUGUUCCUAUUGAGCUUAAAGCUGCUCCUGCACCAGUAGUGGCCAUGCCAGCACCUGUUGCUGCAGAUCCUGCACCUGCCUCACCCAUCUGUCCCAAGCCUGAGGCUUCCCCUGUGGCUUUCAAAGUGACCUCAAAGCCUGCUGCAUCAGCCCCUAUGUCAUUUGCUGAUGCUGUUGCCUCUAGCCCACUUAAAGCUGCCCCUGAAAUGCCCAAGGCCAAGCCUAAGCCUGUGCCCAAAGCUGAGGUGAAAGAGGUCAAGGCAGCCCCUGCACCAGCUAAGCCUGCUCUGGAGGAUGAUGACCUUCCACCUCUCAUUCCACCAGAGGAGCCAGUAAAGAUGCCAGUCUAUUCACCCCCUACAGUAGUAGAGGCUCCUAAGCCUGCCCUAGUUGCUUCUCCAGCUCCCCCUAAACCAGCUCCAGUUGAGCCUGUUGUAGCUGCACCAGCUCCGCCCAAGCCUGCGCCAAUUAAGCCCGUUGUAGCUGCACCAGCUCCGCCCAAGCCUGCGCCAAUUAAGCCCGUUGUAACUGCACCAGCUCCGCCCGAGCCUGCGCCAAUUAAGCCCGUUGUAACUGCACCAGCUCCGCCCGAGCCUGCGCCAAUUAAGCCCGUUGUAGCUGCACCAGCUCCGCCCAAGCCUGCGCCAAUUAAGCCCAUUGUAACUGCACCAGCUCCGCCCGAGCCUGCGCCCAUUAAGCCCGUUGUAGCUGCACCAGCUCUGCCCAAGCCUGCGCCAAUUAAGCCCAUUGUAGCUGCACCAGCUCCGCCCAAGCCUGCGCCAAUUAAGCCCGUUGUAGCUGCACCAGCUCCGCCCAAGCCUUGCCCAGUUGAGGCCGUUGUAGCUGCACCAGCUCCGCCCAAGCCUGCGCCAAAUAAGCCCGUUGUAGCUGCACCAGCUCCGCCCAAGCCUGCGCCAAAUAAGCCCGUUGUAGCUGCACCAGCUCCGCCCAAGCCUGCGCCAAAUAAGCCCGUUGUAGCUGCACCAGCUCCGCCCAAGCCUGCGCCAAAUAAGCCCGUUGUAGCUGCACCAGCUCCGCCCAAGCCUGCGCCAAAUAAGCCCGUUGUAGCUGCACCAGCUCUGCCCAAGCCUUUCCCAGUUGAGCCUGAUGUAGCUGCACCAGCUCCGCCCAAGCCUGCGCCAAUUGAUCCUGUUGUAGCUUCCCCUAAGCCUGUUGAAGUAGCCAUUGUACCACCUCCAGUUUCAAAACCUGCCCCCACCCCUGCUAAAAUCCCAACCAAACCGGAGCCUGUGACCAAGAAUGAGGGGUCUGGCACUGAAUCGGACAGCGAUGAGUCUGUACCAGAUCUGGAGGAACAGGACUCCGCACAGACACAGCAAGCACAGCUUGCAGCUGCUGCAGAAAUAGAUGAGGAACCCGUUAGCAAAGCCAAACAGAGCCGUAGUGAAAAGAAGGCACGAAAGGCAAUGUCAAAGCUUGGCCUCAGGCAGGUGACGGGGGUCACCAGGGUUACCAUUCGCAAGUCUAAGAACAUCCUAUUCGUCAUCACCAAACCAGAUGUCUACAAGAGCCCUGCAUCAGACACUUACAUUGUCUUUGGUGAGGCUAAGAUCGAGGAUCUCUCACAGCAGGCCCAGUUGGCAGCGGCAGAGAAGUUCAAGGUACAGGGAGAAGCUGUGUCGAACAUCCAGGAAAACACACAGACGCCCACCGUACAGGAGGAGAGCGAAGAGGAAGAGGUUGACGAGACCGGGGUCGAGGUGAAGGACAUUGAACUUGUGAUGUCACAAGCGAACGUGUCGCGAGCGAAGGCUGUACGUGCCCUGAAAAACAACAACAACGACAUUGUCAACGCAAUUAUGGAGUUGACGAUGUAGGCUGCUGGAGUCGACGGGGUUCUGAAAGGUUGCUGAUUUUAAUCUAUCGUUGGUACAAUUUAUACCCAAGGUAGAAAUAAAGAUGUGGCUUGGUAAAUCGA
Molecule: messenger RNA, 2476 nt
Organism: Oncorhynchus tshawytscha (Chinook salmon)
Lineage: Eukaryota; Metazoa; Chordata; Actinopteri; Salmoniformes; Salmonidae
Product: nascent polypeptide-associated complex subunit alpha
Exons: 9
Coding region: 105-2375 (756 amino acids)
Biological process (GO): protein targeting to membrane
Cellular component (GO): cytoplasm; nascent polypeptide-associated complex
Source: RefSeq, a predicted model, not a curated record